AUUUUAACUGAUGUAUUUAUUGUUACAGCAAGGGCCAACAACUGGCCACCUCUUCCAAAAUCAUUCUGUGUUGGGCCUUGUUUUUAUCAAGAUAUUGCUGUAGAUAUUCCAUUAGAAUUUCAGAAACUAGUAAAGACCAUGUACUAUCUUUGGAUUUAUUAUGCUUGUGUUAUGUGUCUGAAUAUGUUAGCUGCCUUAGCUGUUCUGAUUUCUGGUGGAGGUACUGCUACAUUAUUUGGAUUUGCGCUUUUGGCAUUUUUGUUGUUUACACCACUGUCGUUUGUGUGCUGGUUCAGGCCUCUUUACAAAGCUUUCAGGUCCGACAGUUCAUUUAAUUUUAUGGUAUUCUUCUUUAUUUUCUUCUUUCAAUUCAUCUUAUCCCUCAUAUAUGCAAUUGGAAUUCCAGAUUUUGGAUCAUGUGGCUUUAUUGUUGGAAUAAAGGCAAUGGGAGAAAGUAAAUUGGCUGGGACUGUGGCUUUACUUUUAGCAGUACUUCAUUCUGUAUUUGCUGGAGCAUCACUUUUUUUACUUCUCAAAAUUCAUCGGAUUUACCGUGGUACAGAGCACAGUUUUGCCAAGGCUCAGGAAGAAUUUACAAGCGGAGUUCUUCGUAAUCCACAUGUUCAGAAUGCUGCAGCCGGUGCUGUUGCAGGAGCUGCAAGACAAGCCAUGAGUCAAUCAUUUAGUGGUCGGAAUCCAUGACAAUAUGACACUUUUUAAAGGAAUUUCAGAUGAGGAAAUGAAGAUUAUUUGCAAGAGAUUAAAUGGAGGUACAGCACACUACAUUUUACCUUGGAUCUUCUCACCAAAAACAAGACUACUGUUGUGACUUCAUACUAACUUUCAUAAAAACUCUCGUUAAGGACUGAAUUAAUGCAUUAUGCUUUUGCUAUUUUGCAUCUUAUUUAAGAGUGGGUAAAUGUAUAAAACUGUCCCAUUCAGUAAAUAUAUUAUUAAAAUAAUUCACAGUAUUCAGAUAUAUAUAUUAAUUUUAAAUUUUGAUUUGCCAGAGCAUUUGCAUUUCAUCGUGGAACAGUCAGUGAGUAAAUAAUAUAUUACUAUAAAAUAGAAUUCUUUCAUACUUUUACAAAUGUGUUUAUUAAGAAAUUCAAAAUUUUGUAUUAGAAAUAACUGAAAAGAAGCAGCUUUAUAUUUAAAACUUCUAAAAAAAUAUAAAAUAAUGCUAUCCUGAAUAAAAUAAUUUUAAGCUAUCAAUCAUCCAAAGGAGAUAAUUUUUAAAAAUCUGUAAUAAUCACAUAACUGAAAUCACUCCAUGAAAAGCAUUUAAGUGAUUAAGAAAAAAGUUAUUUCAAAAAUUCUUACCUGUACUGAAAUGUAAAAAUACUGAGCGAAAUGUUAAAAAUUUCCAUAAACUAAGUUUAUGAUGAUUUAUCAGUAACAUUGAUUGUGCUUUUGAAGUUUUACUAAAACAAAAAUAAAUGCUUUAUUCAGAUUUACAAGAAAACGAAUCGUACUUUUGAAUGCAACACAAAAAAAAAGUUAUAAAUUUUUGUAUAACUUCACCUUGAUUCAUUACAUAAUAGCACGAAAGACCUAUAUUAUCUUAGUGUGGUACGAUUGAAGUUACUUCUUCAUACAACAGAAUUCUGUAUUUUAAUGUGAAUAAGUAGAAUAUAUUUUCAGAUUAUCAAACAUAUUUUAAUACAAAGAAAGCAUUCACCUCAUUUCUUCUAUAGUUUAAUAGAAACAUUUUUAGUAUAUUCUAUAUAAAUCCUCCUUAAACUUUCUACUUGUCUGGUCUUAUGAAGUAUAAAUUUUUUUAAUCUGUUUCAGGUGAAACUAAUGUAAUUUUACAUGUAAUACUUUAAUUUCAUAUGAUUUUUGAUUUCAUCCCACUUGCAUAUGUAUGAUGUGGCAGCUCUUAAAAUGAUUGUUAUAAAAUUAAAAUAUUCCUAAUAAAUACAAGGUGUAUAUAUUCAGCUACUUUAACUUACUUAUUUGGUAGUUAAUUACUUUAUAGCCUUUUGUAGUAAACAAAUUUACGAUGAAAUAAAUUGUAUUAUUUUUAUCUGUAUUUGUCUUACCUAUUUUUCUUAUUAAGCCAUUAAAUUAUUUUAUGUAGGUUUAAAAUUUUUCUUCUUGUCAAUUGUUGAGUGUUUGAAAGCAGUGUUUUGUCUGUCCACUGAUGAGCUUUGAUGUAUGUAUAUCUUAAGAUCAUUUUAAGAAAAUAAAAAUUGUGAUAAAUUUCAAA
Stegodyphus dumicola is the source of this 2212-nucleotide messenger RNA. RefSeq names its product secretory carrier membrane protein (gene Scamp). Lineage: Eukaryota; Metazoa; Arthropoda; Arachnida; Araneae; Eresidae. Gene Ontology annotation, cellular component: trans-Golgi network membrane; recycling endosome membrane. The record is from RefSeq and is a predicted model, not a curated record. Gene Ontology annotation, biological process: protein transport.